UUAACAUUUUUGUUGUUAUUUUAGUUUGGGGACAGUCAAAAGUUAAGACUUGUUCGUAUCUUAAGAAGUACGGUAAUGGUAAGAGUUGGAGGUGGAUGGGUCGCGCUGGACGAAUUUUUAUUGAAGAAUGAUCCAUGCCGAGUUAUGUUAGUUUUACCUUUACCCGACCCUGACAAACCUGAGCAGCACGAACCUUGGUGCCCUCUUGCUAAGGGUCGCACCAACAUUGAACUGAGGGAGCAGUUCAUCCUAGCGGACGGAGUCUCUCAAACGAUGUCCGCGUUCAGGCCAAAAACUUCAGCUUCCACUUCCGGUUCUUCGGCCAGCUCGUUGCGCACUCCUGCUGGACCUAUCACUAAGGUGAGGGAACGUUCAGGAAGAUCUGUUCCAAUGUCGAGAUCAUCAAGAACAGCCGGAACUCCGGACUCUCAAUCAGAUACCGAAGGCACCGGAUUGAAAACACCGAGAAAAAUGUCUUACAGGUCCACUUUAACACCAGGCGGAUCAAGACCCAGUUCUCAACCGGCUUCAAGAACCGGUAGUAGACCUGGAAGUAAACCACCAUCUAGACACGGUUCUAAUUUGUCGUUAGAUAGCACCGAUGAUGGAACUCCAUCAAGAAUUCCAAGAAGAACUACAGUAAGUAGAACGGGGACGAGUACACCAAGAAGAUUGGGUGUGAAUGGAACUGGUUCAAGACCAAGAACUCCAACGGGAUUGAUUUCGCCAGCGAGUCCAGCUCAAAGAUCGUCCAUUCCGAGAGCAUCAAGCAUACCGGCUUUAACCACUUUUUCAACCCCAAGGUCACGUAUCCCCGUUUAUAAAGGAAGUAAUGAUACAAUGGACCCAGAGUCACCUUCACAAUCAACAUCGAGUUCUUGCUCGGUUUCUUUCUCUUCUGGCUUCCGUUCUUUGCCAUCGAGCGGAAAAACAAAAAUACCUGUUGUAAAAAGCAGGCCAGCUACGCAUUCUCGAUCUACAACCAACACUACUAUUCCUAACGCUCCGAAUUUACGGACAGCAUCUAGAACUAGGACACCAUCGGGUUCAAACACCCCGGUUCCACCUGGAAUGCAAACUGCGGCUUCAAGAUUAUUACGAAAACCAUCCGAUUCGAAAUCGAAGGAAUCUAAAGAACCGUUUAGGCUUUAAAUUUUAAUUCUGAAUUUAAUAAAAAUGUUAAUCCGUAUUAAUCCAUGACUUAACCGAAAAAAAUAAACUUUACUGAAAUGAAAUAAUUAUUAAAAAGCGCUUUAAAUAUUUACGAGAAACGUUAGUAAAUCGUUCGUAUUUUAUAUAAUAUUUCUAUCCGGGAUGAUGAAACACAAUUUGCAAAUGAAUUUGGUAUCGCCAG
Molecule: messenger RNA, 1354 nt
Organism: Onthophagus taurus
Lineage: Eukaryota; Metazoa; Arthropoda; Insecta; Coleoptera; Scarabaeidae
Source: RefSeq, a predicted model, not a curated record